AUGGUCAAACAACAAUCUUGGUUCUCCUUGGCUAUCCUUGCGUGUUAUUUACUUGCUGGUGUAGUGGCAGAUUGCGAUACACCUCCGCAUAAAGGCAAAUGCGCCAAAGGGAUGGAUCUCGUUGAUCUUGGCAGUGGAUACAAAUGCUGUGAGCAAAUCUGCCCAAGUCCUCCAAAAGGCAAGAAGUGUCCAGACAAACAAAAGCUAAAGAGCAUUGGCCCUGAAGGAAAUAAAGUGCCAUGCUGUAUCGAUCCUAGCCAUAACUACAAGUACGAUAGCUAA
Messenger RNA from Lichtheimia ornata, 282 nucleotides. RefSeq lists its product as uncharacterized. The record is from RefSeq and is a predicted model, not a curated record. The transcript has 3 exons. Lineage: Eukaryota; Fungi; Mucoromycota; Mucoromycetes; Mucorales; Lichtheimiaceae. Bases 1 to 282 code for a protein of 93 amino acids.